AUGCAAGAAGAAUAUGAUAGCCAGCCUGGUUCACCGGGUCCUACGAAGAGAAGACGAUACUCGCGUGUGAGCAGGGCGUGCAAUGAAUGUCGGCUCCGGAAGAUUCGAUGCAAUGGCAGACAGCCGUGUGAUCCGUGUGAGGACUUUGAUCGCCACUGUACGUUUACCUCUACGAAGGGUCAGCGCACGGCAGGGGCGCCCCGAACAAAGAUCCUCGAGGAUCGGUUACGUCGGGCUCGCGCCCUUUUAUCUAAGCUCGAAGCGCAAAUUCCAUCUUCGCAGCUUCAUGCUGAGGUGAACAGCAUUUUUGAUUCGCCGCCUGGGUCCCCUUCGUCCGCCUCAGACACACCGGGUCCAACGGAUCAUCGGUUAGAGGAUCAGUUCGAGAACAUGCUCGACGGCAAAGGCCGGUUAACCUCUAACAAGAACUCCACUGCAUACUAUGGCGGUGGCUCAGGAUUUGCGUUUCUUCAUCAGACACAGCAGCUAUUCAAUCAAGACCCUUCCGGAAGUAAUGAAGCCUCCAAUGGCCCCGUUGACCUGGAUGCCAUGUCAAGACUCUUCGACUCUCCACUCCCAGAUAAGCAGGCAUUAGCGACGGAUGUUCCUUUCGUCAAGCUGUUACCCUCCAGGCAGACGGCAAGGGAGCUACUUCAUGUCGUUUUCCAGCAGACAUAUCAGCUGCUGCAGUUUAUACAUGGACCGACUUUCCAGAAACAGACAGAUCGCAUCUACGACUUGGACCCGAUGGACUUUGAGGAUUCCGACCACGAUUUCUUACCUUUGUUUUAUAUGGUAACUGCGUUGGGAUAUGUGUUUCACCAGAAGAUGCACCGUAAAUAUGGAUGCAAGGGUACCCUCAACCAAGCGAUGCGCCACGUUAUCGCUGCCCGACGAAUGGUAAAUCUCGAUCAUUGCCGAGACAUCCUCUCUUUACAGACUCUGUUGUGCUUCAUCCUCUUCCUCAUGUCAACGGCUCGACUGGCCACUGCCCAUACUUUCAUUGGAUUGGCGGUCGCCGCGUCAAUGCAGAUGGGCCUCCACUCCCAGGCUUCGUGUGACGGUUUGUCCGAGUUUGAAAAGGACAUUCGGCGACGGGUGUUUUGGACAAUUGUCAAGCUUGACAUCUACAGUGGCACCGUUCUCGGCCUUCCUGGAAUGAUCAACCUCGACUAUGUGGACCAACCCAAGCCGAGCGGUCAUGUGCGGGACUACGAAAAUGAAGACAGUGGGGGGUUUGCUUCGAUAAGCACGAGGAGGAUGUUUGCUGCGUCCGCACAAUAUCUCGACGUUCUCUUGAUCAUGGGGAAGGUGACACAGAAGCUGUAUCCUAAAACUGAUUCAGAGGCCCACCGAGUCAGCGGAUCCAAGGGAAUCUACGUGAGCAAUGCCAUCAUCUCGGAAAUUGAGGAAGACUUCAAGACCUGGAGGGAGGGGUUGUCUAGCGCUCUCGGUUCAUCCGACCAAAACGACUCCUUGAGCAGCAUUGUCUAUGAGCUCGAAAUGGUCCACAAUUUCGGCCACAUCCUCCUUUACCGACCUUUUCUGCACUAUCUGGCAAGGACCAAGAGCGACAAUCCUCCUGAUCCUCGAUUACUGCGCUGUGCAACAGCUUGCAUCAAGAUCUCCCGGUUUACCAUUUCGCGAUCGGAUGCAAUGCUCAAGCAAGGGUUCCUGGCACCGGCGGCAUGGCAAUCUGUCUACACGGUGUUCUUGUCUCUCGUGACAUUGGUAUUCUUCCUGGCAACCCAACACGGAAACAAAGAAUAUGCGGCUAUACAGAAAGACACAGAAUGUGGGAUCCGGAUCCUCGCCAGCACAUCUUGCUUGGAUAUUGGAUCGAGAAAAUGUUUGGAAGUAUUGAGGAUCCUCACUCGGAGACUGUCACCGAUCAUCGACCUGGAUAUCGACAAUAUUGCUGCUGUGGCUAAACCGCUUUGCAGGAGCCUCGGCUGCAGUCCAAGGGGUGCUCUCCCGUCGGAGCCGCCACCAUCGCAUAUUGACAAGGACGCGAAACCCUUCAGACUGGAUAAGGCCGGUAGGAAAUUGCCGAGAGAGCCUUCUGCAGUGCCGAAGAACCAGCGUCAAUUUGUUCAUCGUCCUCCACCGACGGCUCAGCAAGUCCCGGCUAUGAACGUGCACUCGUCCAAUAUGAACAUAUACCAGCCAUCUCCAACAUUCUCAUACACAGCACCCCCUCCAAUGUUGGGACAACCCAUGGGCGGAGGAACUGCUGGUCAAGGCCCGGGCUUCUCCAUGUGGGAUCUAGAUCAUACUCUAGGGCUGGACGGAACAGGCACAUUUGGAGAUUCGGAAAUGAAGGUACCGUACACCGGGGGGUUUGCUUGGCCGACGGAAGUAACUGGCGAACCAGAUGCUGCCGGCAACCGUACUCAUACUGUCCGGAGGGGUUCACGCUCACAGCCAGUGAGCCAUCCACUGACACAGCAAGACAUUGCAGCCUUCAUGCGUAUCAAUCCGGGAGAUGAACCGUUCCUUUGA
Molecule: messenger RNA, 2502 nt
Organism: Capronia coronata CBS 617.96
Lineage: Eukaryota; Fungi; Ascomycota; Eurotiomycetes; Chaetothyriales; Herpotrichiellaceae
Exons: 5
Coding region: 1-2502 (833 amino acids)
Biological process (GO): positive regulation of transcription by RNA polymerase II; DNA-templated transcription
Cellular component (GO): nucleus
Molecular function (GO): zinc ion binding; sequence-specific DNA binding; DNA-binding transcription factor activity, RNA polymerase II-specific
Source: RefSeq, a predicted model, not a curated record